Messenger RNA from Leptosia nina, 1326 nucleotides. The record is from the annotation of a GenBank genome assembly. Lineage: Eukaryota; Metazoa; Arthropoda; Insecta; Lepidoptera; Pieridae.
AUGAUAAUUGUCAAAAGUGCUUGGCGAAAACACAUUUUCAUUCUGGAUUCCCAAAAGAGGACUUACUUAGAUAUCUACAAGAUGGAUCUGGCGGAGACAAUGAAGAACGUUUUAGCGAAGAGCGGCGGCAGCGCUACAAGUACCGCUAGCGGUUCCACCUCUGCUACACCUCACGGCGCUGAGGGCUACGUUACGGAAAAGCUUUAUAUGUUAUUACAGCUUUAUUUACAAAACAAAGGCUGGAGUCCUAGUAUCGAGCUUUUACAAUGUUUCAGCGAUCUCAAAGAGUCUUCCAUGCUUCCAAGUGCAACUUAUUUACAAAUGAUGGCCUCAAGGGUUGGUUUAGAUGCUCAAGGGCGUUUAAUAUAUAGAGAAAAUGGCAAAAUAAUACUUCCAUAUGAGCAUUUUGCAAAUGCUGUUAUGUUAAAGCAUAUGAAUGGUCCUCAUGGUUUACAUCUUGGAUUAGAAGCUACCGUCAGAGCAGUGGUAGAGUCUUAUACAAUUGGUAGAGAACAAUUUGGUAUGGAAAAAGAGUUUAUUGUAGAAGUUGUACAGAACUGUCCAAACCCAGCAUGCCGCUACUAUAAAAAUCAACUGGAAAUGACUCAGAAAUCAAUACAGCAGCACUUAUCCCAACAGCCUACUUAUAUUCCAGAUGCCGGUAGUUCCAAUCUAUCAGACAGUCAGGCCGUAGAACGGCUUUUGCGGGGUGCAGCAUUACCUCAAGAUUACCAACUGCCCCUCGCACCCCACCUUGCUGCUCUCAGUGAGUUGUUAACAAACCUAGCUGGUGAUAAAACAGAUAGACGUGCUGCGGAGAAGUUGACGCAGCAUCAGCAAAUGCUACUUCAGCACCAGAAUAGAUCAAUGAGCCACCAGUCUUCAAUCGACAAAUAUUCACAACGCUCCUCUUCAUCACAGUCUAAUUUGGACUCUAAGUCUAAGCAUCACUACACUGAUGAUCAUAAGCUUACAGACUUCUUGAGAGCGAAUCUAGAAAGCCUGGAGUGUUUGUCUGGUGGCGGCGGAGAGAGAUCGAGUAGUAGCUCGGGGGGCGGGCAGGAGCGUGUGGUUCGCGCUUUCGCGGAACUUGCCAGGAACCUUCAGCGCAUGCGGCCAUGCGUCCGCCCAGCCAUGUGCAAGCCAUAUGGGAAGCAGAGUGAACAAUUGCAGAAAAUACUUCUGGACACAAUUCAGUUGGUACAGUCGUUAAGGAGUUAUCUGCCUCCACCGCACAUACAAGUCACAUCCUGGAAGAACGACGACAAACUGCGUACCAACAACAUGGACGACUUGGAAGGACGUAAAAUUGUGAGUGGCAACUAG